AUGAUAAAAAUUAUAUUUUUAUUUAUAGUUUUAAUAUUGUUUUCAAAGUUAUGUAGUUCAAUAGAAAUAGUUUUGGUUGUGGAUUUAACAAGUAAAGUUAAAUAUAGUGGUUUUAAUUGUGGGGGUUCAAUAGAGAUAGUAAAUGGUAUUCAAAGUAACCAAAGUUUUCCACCUUGCACGUCUAUUACUGAUGCUGGUCAAAGAUCAUAUGGUUUUAAUCAAGAUUUAAAAUAUAAUGAUUCUUCCUUAUUGAUUUUAUUAAAAAACUAUGAUGGGAGUGUAAUAAAAACUAAAGAUAAUCUAAUAAUAAAAUUAAAAAGUUAUUGCUAUUUUGAAAUUAAAGUAAUAGAUAAUCCUAAUAUAACAAUUACAAUGGAACAGACGAAUAAAGGAGAAAAAAUAUUUUUAGAUUAUUCGCUUGAAUAUAACCUUGUUUGUACAGAUUAUAAACCUAGGGUAGUUUUAAAAAAUAUGAAAUUAAUUGGUUGGAACUAUGCAAUUAUUAUUUUAAAUAAUACAGAUUCUUAUGUAAUUAAAAAGGCAAGUUUUGAAUUUUCAUCCAUUAUUGUUGAAGAAUCAGUUUUUUUUAUAACCUCUCGUAAUACAAAUUAUCAAGGUAAAACAAAUAUUAUUAUAAAAGAUUCAAUAUUCAAGAAUUUGUAUACAAAUUUAAUGGGGUUUAUUUGGUCUCAAAACAAUAUAUAUUUAUAUAAUUCCACAUUUAAUAACUAUGUAUCCCAAAUCCCAUUGAUUCAAGCUCUUAAUUCAAUUUUAUAUAUAGAAAAUUGUAGGUUUAUUAAUAUUAAUAUCCCAUCUCUAUCCCCAAUGAUUUUAAGCUAUUCUUAUCAAACUACAAUGAGUUAUAUAUAUAUAGAAGGUUGUGCGUUAUAUAGUAUUAUUUAUAUAGAAUGUAUUGGUGACCAAACUAAUUAUAUUUCAAAUGUAAUAAUCUCAAAUAGCCAAUUUUUAAAUAGCAAUUUAAAACCUUUUAUAAUUUUUAAUAGACCACAAAAUGGAGUUUUUAUAAUAUCAAAUAAUAUAAAUUCCCUUCCUUUAAUAUUGAACAAUAUAACUUUUUUGCCCAAUAAUAUUGUUGUACCCCAAAACAAAUUUUUUUUAAAUUCAAACAGUUUAAAACUUUUAAAUAUUUCAAAUUCAAUAAUAUCAAAUAAAGUUCAAAAUUUAAUUUAUGGUAAUAGAACCCAAAUUAAUUUUUUAAACGGAAAUUAUAUAGAUAUAAAAAAUUUGGUAAACGGUUCAAAUAAUAUUAUUAAUUAUUUUUAUAGAAUACAUAGUGCUGUCCCUAAAGAGUUAAACAGCAUUCAAUCAUGUUCAGAAUGUGAUGAGAAUUAUUAUAUUCAAGAAGAAAAAAUAGAAACAAAUGUAACAGAAACUCCAACAAUAUCAAACUCAUUUUCUAAAGAAAAAAUUUCAAAUAGUUUUAAAAUGCUCUAUUUAAUUCCAAUUAUUAUUUGUCCCAUUUUGCUGAUUUUUUUUAUUGGGUUUUUUGUAAAUUAUAAAUUAAAAAAAGAAAAAAAAAAUAGGUCAAGUACUAUUUAUAAUAAUGGAGAGGCAACAAUCGAGUUAGAUGCUGUCCCAUCCUAA
Molecule: messenger RNA, 1605 nt
Organism: Dictyostelium purpureum
Lineage: Eukaryota; Evosea; Eumycetozoa; Dictyosteliales; Dictyosteliaceae
Exons: 1
Coding region: 1-1605 (534 amino acids)
Source: RefSeq, a predicted model, not a curated record